Messenger RNA from Hemiscyllium ocellatum (epaulette shark), 2156 nucleotides. It is a transcript of the gene ppp1r42, whose product is annotated as protein phosphatase 1, regulatory subunit 42. NCBI's taxonomy places the organism in Eukaryota, Metazoa, Chordata, Chondrichthyes, Orectolobiformes, Hemiscylliidae. The record is from RefSeq and is a predicted model, not a curated record. The transcript is spliced from 9 exons. Gene Ontology annotation, molecular function: protein binding. The coding region runs from base 442 to 1503 and encodes 353 amino acids.
AAGGUGGCGCCCGUUUCCACGGCAACGGCCGCGAGCUUUCAAACGGGGCCGCGUUCGAAACGGCCGCCGGCUGCUCCGCGACCGCCCGGCCAGCGGAACGAAGAUUACUGUUUCACCUUUCGUUAGAGUCGGUGUUUUUGUAAGUGCGAGGACGAGUCGGCGCCCCCUGAUCUGAUUAUUUCUGCAGCUCCAAUGCGGAGUCCUUGGGACGGGUGGCGGGGAGGCCCGGAGCUGGCCGCUCGGUGGGUUCAAGUUCGUUCACCUCACGCCGUGGUUUGCGCCAAUAUCACCCGCUUUCGGCUUCAGAGCGAUUGAAACUCGAGCUGCGUGGCACCGACAGCUUCUGGAAGAAUUCAGUUAUUUUUAUGGAAAUAGCCAACAGUUCAAAUACAACUUUACAUGAAAUAGCUUUGAGUCAAGUUCAUUAAAAUCUGUUACAUCAUGGGUCGACUUACAGUGGAUCUAAUUGCUAAAAAUAGUAUCCAUGUAAAGAACAGAAGAGAUGAACCAUUGGAACAAUACCUAAAAAAAUUGACUCAUCUAAACUUUGCAAAUAAGAAUAUUGAUGAAAUUGAUAACCUCUCGAUAUGCAAGAACCUGUCUGUUCUAUAUUUAUAUGACAACAACAUCACACAGAUUCAUAACUUAGAUUUUGCCAUAAAUCUCACCCACCUCUACCUGCAGAACAAUAACAUAACGCAUAUUGCAAAUCUCUCCUCGCUGCAAAACCUCACUAAAUUGUAUCUAGGUGGCAAUUGUAUUUCUGUGGUGGAAGAAUUGGAGGGAUUAACAGAGCUCCGAGAAUUGCAUAUAGAGAACCAGCACCUUCCUCUUGGAGAGAAGCUGCUCUUUGAUCCUAGGACUCUGCAAUCUCUAAAAAAAUCCUUGUGUGUUUUGAAUAUCAAGAAGAAUAAUAUUGAUGAGAUCAAAGAAUUGGCUUGUCUUGGGAACCUGACUCAGUUUAUAGCUGAAGACAAUCGUAUUCAAGAUAUAAAGGAACUGGAAUAUGUCUUGAGCCAAUGGCAAAAACUCUGGUAUCUGAACCUGAGUGGAAAUCCUGUGUGCCAGAAAGCAAAAUACAGGGAUAAAAUAAUGGUGUUGUCUACAAGCCUAGAGGUCCUUGAUGGAAAAGAGAUAAAUAAUACAGUCAGACAGUUUUUAUUAAACUGGAAAGCUUUCCGAGAAGCCAAGAAGAAAAUUGCCACGGAAAAGCCGGAGGAACAGGCUACCCAACAGACAUUAGAUCAUCCGCAAGUAAUUCGGAACCAGGCACUUAGGAGCUAUACAACUCCCGGUAUACGUAGAUUCAGGAAACCUGUUGAUCAUCUUACGAAGAUUCCCAGCUUUCCAUACUCUAGAGGUGAUGGCAAAAGUGUUUUACCACCAGUACUUGAGUCGAAGGGCAUGGGCGAUGGUGUGGACAGAAUCGGAUGUUCCACAUUCCAAGGCGAAAGUGGGGACUGCAGUUGCUGGAGAUCAGAGUCAAGAUUAGAGUGGUGCUAGAAAAGCACAUCAGGCAGCACCCAAGGAGCAGGAAAAUCAACGUUUCGGGCAAGAGCCCUUCAUCAGGAUAUUUUACAUCCCAAUGUCACCCAAGGUUCUUUCAACAUGCCAUGCUUCCUUGCCCCAGUGGGACAAAUGUAUCCAGCACUAUCAGCAAGUGCUUCCUAAAAAACCUCCAUACUUCGGUCAUGCCUUUCCCUGAGAACAUCUGUUCCCAAUUUAAGUACCCCAAUUCCUGCCCAAAGGCAUUGUAAUUUCCCCUUCCCCCAAGUAAAUUCUUUCCCAUACCGUCUGCUCCUAUCCCUCUCCAUGAGUUUGGGAAAGGUCAGGGAGUAGUGAUCACUAUCACUGAAAUGCUCUCCCACCAAGAAAUCUGACACCUGGCCUGUUCGUUGCCAAGCACCAGAUCCAAUGUGGCCUCCUCUCUAGUCAGCCUAUCUACAUAUUGCGUCAAAAACCCUUCCUGGUCCCUCCAGACAAACACUGCUCCAUCCAAACUAUUUGAACUCAGGAGGUUCCAAUCACUAUUAGGGAAGUUAAAGUUACCCAUGACAACAACUCUUAUUUCUGCACCUUUCCAAAAUCUGCCUCUCAAUCUGCUUCUCCAUGUCUCCGUUGCUAUUGGGUGUCCUCCUUCCUUUCUGAAGUCGAUG